Messenger RNA from Acanthisitta chloris (rifleman), 1296 nucleotides. It is a transcript of the gene MAB21L4, whose product is annotated as chromosome unknown open reading frame, human C2orf54. The transcript has 5 exons. Lineage: Eukaryota; Metazoa; Chordata; Aves; Passeriformes; Acanthisittidae. The coding region runs from base 1 to 1296 and encodes 431 amino acids. The record is from RefSeq and is a predicted model, not a curated record.
AUGGCAGCCAACACUUCCUUCUGGCACAGCUACCUCGGGGUGAUCGAGCGGCUGGAGCAUUUCCAGCGGGCCGAGGACAUCCUGCUGACCCUGCUGGAGGAUGUCCAUUCCAGGGAGCCACGUUUCCUCGUGGACUACGCCAGGAACCUGGAAGCCUUUGAGUUCGCUCUCUGUGCCUCUGAGGAUGCUGUCACUGUGGAGCUGCCCCUGCGGAUCGACAGUGAUACUCUGAAGGUGCUGCCGUGCCAGUCCAGGGACAUCCCAGCUGGGCACCCUCCAGGGCUCAGUGCCUGCUAUCUGGAAGUGUCCUCUCCAGGGACUGAUUUGGAAGACUGGACCAGUGUCAUGGGUGGGGUGGAGCAUGGAAGUGGUGUGUGGUGUCUGGCUCCGGGCAAAGUCCUCCAGCACCUGAAAGAGCUCCUUGUUUCAGCCAUUGUGCACUGCCGACGCUGCUUCCUACUUCAGCCAGGUGACAUCAGUGCUGAAAAUCUGCAGGAAGAUGCUAUGGAGCUCUCCCUGCUGAUCCGCGGCGGCUGGAAGACCAUUCGCUUUGACAUUGUCCCUGUGGUGAGGAUUCAGCAAGAGCCGCUCCAGCUCCAGGGCCGGCAGAGCGACAGGGGCUUCCCUGAAGGCAGCCUCAGGAAGGCCACGGGAGAGGCUCACUUUGUCCCUGCCUCUUCCCACUGCUGGAGAUCCUCCACUCACCUCCCCAUCCUGAAGCUGCUCUGGGCAGUGGACACGAUGAAGGGACCCCGUCUGGACAGCCUUCGCCUGCUCGACCAGCUCCGCGCCCAGGACUGGGCAGAGGAGGGUGGGAAAGGUGGUCUCACCUUCAACUGCCUGAAGAUGGUGCUGCUGUGGAGCACAGAGCUCUUCCCCUCCCCGGAGGACUGGCAGGACCUGGAGGGCUCCAUCUACAGGCUCCUGGUGAUCCUUCUCUACUGCCUGGUCACCCAGCACCUGCCCCACUUCUUGAACCCAGAGGAGAAUCUCUUCCAAGGAGCUGCCCCGGACUUUGCCUCUCUUUACCAUAAAGUAGAGAGCUUUGCCCAGGACCCCCAGCAUUUCCUCCACUUCCAUUUUGGCCUUCCUGUGCAUACUGACAGCUGGCAGGACGACCCCACUACCCGAGCCAUCCUGCAGCUCCCUGCCGGGGACAGGUCCUACUGGGACACAGCCUACUUUGACAUCCUGCUCAGCCAGUUUCAGGUGUAUGGGAUCGAGGAUGGUGCGCGCCGUUCGGCAAUGGCCCAGCUCCUCUCCAAGAUCCAGCAGAAAAUCCCUCAAAAGAGUUGA